GCCACCACUUUUGACUUGUUCUGUGUCAGACUACACACCAGUCAGUUGCUGAUGCUUAACUUGUUAUUUUCUAUCAUUGUCUUCCUUCUUCAAAUAUUACAACAUUGGAUGCAUAGAAAAGUUUCUGGAUUAGGGCAGAAUUAACACAAAGCGGCGACGCCACUCCAGCGACAUUCCCAAACAACACUUGAAGAGCCAGUGGAGGGACAUCGACUGAGAGAGUGACGCUACAGGGUGAAGACACUCGAACGAACGCCACCUCAGAAAAAACUCCAAACUCUUGAUAGUGAGGGGCAGACAGGUCCACCCGAGUGAGGGCGGGAGCAUCAGAGAGGCAGGGAUCUUUGGCCACAAGGUCCUGAAGGAUGGAAGACAAGCAGGUUGCAGGGAUCCUGGACCUGAAAGGCAAGGUGUGAAUGACGGAACCUACAGGGUCCAGCUGAGUAGCACCACUGGAUCACAGCAUCACAUCAUGUCUGAAUCGAACACCAUUGCUGCUUCCACUGCAGAUCAGAAUGGAGCAGUUCCAGGUGAGCCGGUAAAAAAGGAUGAAAACUCCCGGAGAGGGAACUGGGGGAACCAAAUUGAGUUUGUCCUUACGAGUGUUGGCUAUGCUGUGGGCCUGGGCAAUGUUUGGAGGUUUCCCUACCUCUGCUACAGAAAUGGAGGAGGUGCCUUCAUGCUACCAUAUUUUAUCAUGUUGGUGUUCUGUGGCAUUCCACUCUUCUUCCUUGAGUUGUCCUUCGGGCAGUUUGCCAGCCAAGGGUGUCUGGGAGUCUGGAAGAUUAGUCCAAUGUUCAAAGGUGUUGGCUAUGGCAUGAUGGUGGUGUCGACCUAUAUUGGGAUCUAUUACAAUGUGGUUAUUUGCAUUGCCUUCUACUACUUUUUCACAUCCAUGACAAACUUAUUGCCAUGGACAUACUGCAACAAUCCCUGGAAUACGCCUGACUGCACCGGUGUGGUGUCCCAUAGCAACGCCAGCGUGGCUAAUGUCACUCGCAGUAUGGUGGAAGGGGUCAGUGAGAUAGUGAACCGCACCAAAAGAACCAGCCCCAGUGAAGAAUACUGGAAACACUAUGUGCUGGACAUCUCUGAUGGCAUUGGAAACUUUGGAGAAGUGCGACUUCCCAUCCUGGGCUGCUUGGCUGUGUCCUGGGUAGUCGUCUUCCUCUGCCUCAUCAGGGGCGUCAAAUCCUCUGGAAAGGUGGUGUACUUUACAGCCACAUUCCCAUAUGUUGUUUUGACCAUCUUGUUUAUCCGUGGGAUUACCCUGGAUGGAGCCAUUGAUGGCAUCAUGUAUUACUUGACUCCUCAGUGGCAAAAGGUCCUGGAUGCAAAGGUGUGGGGAGAUGCUGCAUCACAGAUUUUCUACUCCCUGGGAUGUGCUUGGGGUGGUCUGAUUACCAUGGCUUCUUACAACAAGUUCCACAACAAUUGUUUCAGAGACAGCAUCAUCAUCAGCAUAACCAACUGUGCAACCAGUGUCUAUGCUGGGUUUGUUAUUUUUUCUAUCCUGGGCUUUAUGGCACACCACCUUAACGUGCCUGUGUCAGAGGUAGCUGACCAUGGCCCAGGACUGGCCUUUGUGGCUUACCCAGAAGCCCUCACUCUGCUCCCCAUUUCUCCACUUUGGUCGCUUCUUUUCUUCUUCAUGUUAAUCCUCCUGGGACUGGGGACUCAGUUCUGUUUGUUGGAGACGCUGGUGACAGCCAUUGUUGAUGAGAUUGGCACCGACUGGAUCAUCAGGAAUAAGACUGUAGUUACGCUGGGUGUGGCUGUUGUUGGAUUCCUUCUGGGAGUUCCACUAACAACUCAGGCAGGAAUCUACUGGUUGCUACUGAUGGAUAACUAUGCUGCUAGUUUCUCUCUAGUCAUCAUCUCCUGCAUUAUGUGUGUCUGCGUCAUGUAUGUUUAUGGUCACCAAAACUACUUUAAAGAUGUUGAGAUGAUGUUGGGCUUCCCACCCCCACUCUUCUUCAAAGUCUGUUGGAGGUUCAUCUCCCCAGUCAUUAUCUCAUUCAUCCUGAUCUUCACAGUGAUCCAGUACAAGCCUAUCACCUAUAAUGACUACAUAUAUCCCGGUUGGUCUCUGGCUAUUGGCUUCUUAAUGGCGCUUUCCUCCGUGAUCUGCAUACCCAUCUAUGCCUUCUACAAGAUCUCGAGGUCCCCAGGAGCCACCUUUAGAGAGCGGUUGAAGCAUGCAUGCAAGGCACAUGCAAAGUGGGGCCCAGCCCUGCGAGAGCAUCGCACCGGCCGCUAUGCCCCUCCAGCCUCUGAAGACAGAGCGGAGGCUCGUCCUUUCAAGGAGAAGGACGAUCUGAAGGAGGAGCUGCGGGAGGAGGAGAACGAGAGGAAGGAUGACAUCAGCCUCACCAUCCAGGGAAGGAACGGCUCCACCAACACACACAACAACCCGAACCCGAGUGCAUAGAUGGCAUCCCACUUUAUCACCCACUACUGACACCAUCUUCCCCUUGUCCCCUCUCCUUCCUUCUCCACUACGUGCACCACACUUUCCCACAGUCCUCUGUGGGGAAGAUCCCUUUCUACUGGAGACCUUUACAUAUUGUAAAGGCUUAUUAUAUCCAUCCUAACCUCUGCUAGUUACCUGUGUUGUAUCUUUAAGAAACAACAAAAAAACAAGGCACAAGAAAAAGAAUAAAUUGGGUCACUGUCCAGAAGAUUUAGUUUAUGUGCGUGCGCGGUUUGUAAAUGUGUUGCACAUAAUUUAAUAUACCAGUUUGUUUUUCCUUACAAUUGUUUGUAAAAACAUGUUUAUGCAAUAUUCAUGCAGUUGAAGGUAUAGUAGAUUGUAAGACUUGCUCUGUGGGGCUUGCAGCAGCACAGAAGCACACGCCUGUCAUCUUAUUAUGGACCUGCUGAUUCAGGUUUCCUCAGCGAGAAAGCACACAAUUAAAACCACUAAUUUACACUGGGGCAUUAAUUAUAUGCAUAUUAUAAUACGGUGACUUUACACAAAGUUGAUUUGAAAAACUAGUCCUUGCUGUUAUUCUCCUGAUUUAGGAUGCUUCUUUUAAUGACAACAGUACACUGAGCACAAACAGAAGCUUCCAAUAUAGUCAUUGAAAAGAUGUUGCUUGGAUUAUAACACACAAUAAUUCCCCAUACAGAAAUACUAGGUCCAUUCUCAGGUUCCAUUUCAACUUUGUGAUUUGCCUGGGAAAACCUUGUAUUGAUGAUGAAAAAUAUGGUAUUAUAAAAUGUAUCAUAUCAGACAACACAUGUAUACACACACACACACACGUGUGCACUUGUUGGAUUUGACUGUGAACAGUAUUAGAAGUAUUAAGAAGUUACAAUUCUUUGUUAGUCUUCCAGCAAUCCUUUUUCUCUAAAAUGCAAUUUUGAAAUGUGCAUGAGGGAGAAUAUUGAGCGGACGAGUUAACCAGUGAAGGCAUCACUGGUUUAUAUCUUGUCUUAUUUUGUGUGGUUGUAGCAGUCCACCUCAUUUGGUGUGUUCUGAGGCUGUGAUGUGAUCUUUCAAGCAAAACAAAAUGGCAGCUUGUUUCCAGAACAGCACCAACUUUUUUUUUUUUUUUAUCAAAAAUGUGAAAUGUAGUUAUAUAGUUUUGUACUACAAUUAUCAUUUGGUCAUCUCACUAUUGUAAGUGUCAAUCAUUAGUAAGACCUUUUUUUUUUCUUUUACAAAAAAUAAAAACUUGAAUCAGAAUCUUAAAUAGUCAUCAGUUACAACUUAUUUUGGGAACUUGUAAGAGAGAACAAUGGAUGGUGAUGACUUAGGUCUGGCACAAUCCAGCACAAAACUACAAUACCAGUAAUGUUAUACAUUGUUGUUCUUUAUUUUCAUAAUUGUUUUUAUUGAACACCUGAAAGUACAUGUGCUGAUUUACGUGUUUGGCAUUUUGCAGAGCCACAAUGCUAUACGUAAAGAAUGAAUAUGUAUAUUAUACAAUACAGUAUAUUGCACACUAAAAAGAUUUGAGGAAUAAAAUAGUGUAACAGUUUAAUUUGUUUAUUCAUGGACAUCGAACACGUAAACUCGUGUCCCGAGCCAAUAAGUACAAAGUAGUCGUACUAGAAAAUGCCUAAGGAUUUCAGCACAUUUAUUUGACCACAUCUAUUUUGCUCUGUUUUUAAUCAUUUGCUAAUGAAAAAGUGUUCCUCAUGAAAUAAAUGUACUUCUUUGUAGAUUAUAGAUGAAACAGUGCAGUAGCUCAUUUUAUCCACAAGAUGGGCCUAAAUUGAAAUGCACAUCAGUGAAAGCACAGAUGGACUGGCAAGAUAUGUAGGUACAAAACAAGCACACUUUUUUUUUUCUCCCUAUGCGGUUUUUAAAUAGGUUUUCACAAAAUAGACGCUGCUUAAUUGAAACCACCAGGCUAAUUAUUAUUUCCAUUAGACUAGUGAGACUCGAAGAGAGAGAUCUCUUUAUUUAAGUUCUUAGGCUACAUUAUGUAUUUUGUUUGGGGACUAUUUUAAUUGAAUCAUUGAAAACGGAUGAAUCAUUUUUUUGGAGGAAAUGUGUUCAUCAAAUUAUAAUGUUAUAUUUUUCCCAGUGUUUGUUUGGGUCAACCAUAGUUCAAAUUAUUUCUGUGUCACUGCUAUUAGAAGUAAAACAUGUUUUCAUAUUAUCUCUAUGAAUGCCCUCUCUAUCUCUGGUGACCCACAACUUGUUUGACCUUUAUAAAGAAAUGUACAAAUUAUAUAAAUGAUUGUGUGUGUGAGUGCUUGCGUGUGUGUUGAGGGGGCGGGGGGUCUUCAGUGUGAGGUGGGUGAGUUAUGAGUUGUUUCCUUUAGAUUUGCCAUUUCUAGUUGUUUAAUGUAGAUGUCAUGUGUACUGUGUACUGCAUGUAGUGAUUAGCUUUACUGCUGAGUCUGCAUGUAGAGCAGACGUAGUGUUAAUGUCAAUGUAUCUCUAGUCUUGACUCUUUUAUGGAUAAUUAUAUAGAGCCCAUCUUUUAAAACAAUUUUGUACUAAACAGAAGAAAUCUACUUAUUUUAUUGUUUUUUUCUUUGUUAUUGUUUUAUUUGAAAACUAUAUACUCAGAAAACACAAGAUAUAGCCAGCUGAUAUUAUACGAGUAUUGCCAAACAAAAAGCUAUGGAUUGAAACUUGAACAACAGAUAAAAAGGUCAGUUUGUACAGUGAGUGAGCUCGGGUAUGGACAGUGGUGGCAGCAACAUAACUUUGGUUUUUUUGUGUGUGUGUUUGUUUGUUUGUUUGUGUGUUUGUUUGUUUCUUUGUUUGUGUGUUUGUCACAUGUGGUUUAAUCUUAAUAGAGACAGUGGCUACUAAUUCACAUUAAUCCUAAACAUUCAACAUGUUAAAACCUGAACAAAACAAGCACCAAAUAAUAAUAAUUAUACUCCUAGUAAUUUUAACAGUUGUAUUUGAUUGAUGAAGAAUGAUUCCACAGAUUUCAGGACCCAUUUUUCAUUUUACAAUCUGUGGUAUAUUCUGCAUGAGGUAUCUUUAAUACUAUGCUUCCACGCUGCACUAACUUUUAAUGUAAAAAUAAGAACAAGCACAUUGGGGUUCAAACUGUUGCAACAUCUUAAACAUUUUCUCUUGAAUUUGCCACUGAUCCAAUGUUUAUUUCAUCUAAUAUUACUUUAAAUAGACAUUUUUUUUGCAAGCAACCAGAGGAUGCGUGCUUUUUUAUGAAUGCACAUUUCCAUGUUGGGAAAAAAAACAUUCCUGUGGUCCUACUAAAAGAAAUGGUCAAAGUGUAGUUUGUGAACUUCUAUGUUGUUACCAUGAGCAAAAUGUCACAUGGUAGAACUUGAGAGGAAAUACAAAGGUGAAAAGAGCACAGUUCUUUUGGUACCUUGUAUCAUAUCUCUAACUGUAUCUGUUCUUCUUCUUCUUCAAUGUUUAGGGUCCAAAUACAGUCUUGUCUUGUCAGCUGUAUAUUGUAAAACUGUUAAAUUACAUUCAAAAAUAAAAUUUAUUUUAAAGAUCAAUAAUGUUAUUGUGACUCACCUGUUGAAUUGAAAAUGACGGGUGACGU
Syngnathus typhle (broad-nosed pipefish) is the source of this 5993-nucleotide messenger RNA. It is a transcript of the gene slc6a9, whose product is annotated as solute carrier family 6 member 9. Gene Ontology annotation, molecular function: glycine:sodium symporter activity. The transcript is spliced from 15 exons. NCBI's taxonomy places the organism in Eukaryota, Metazoa, Chordata, Actinopteri, Syngnathiformes, Syngnathidae. The record is from RefSeq and is a predicted model, not a curated record. The coding region runs from base 473 to 2431 and encodes 652 amino acids. Gene Ontology annotation, cellular component: plasma membrane. Gene Ontology annotation, biological process: glycine import across plasma membrane; synaptic transmission, glycinergic; neurotransmitter transport.